ACACACACCUGCACGAAGGGAACACACGGGUGCGUUCAGGUGUGCUACUGUAGUUAAUUAGGCGUGUUCCUUCUACGACAGGUGUGGGACUGGUGUGGGACAGGUGUGUUCGUGUGUUGGUGUCUCUUGCGUGUUUGUGUAUCGUUAUCAUGCCCGCGGCCUCUGUUUCUGGCCCCCCCACCCACGCCCAUGUACUUCCACACCUUCUGGGCCAGGCUUCCCCCCUCCCCACCUCAGCCUCCCACUGUAAUGAUGAAGGAAAGGGUCCGGAAGAUGGCGUCGGCAGGCCCCGGCAGGUCCAUCAGGGUGCUGGAGAGGGAUGGCUUCUUCGAUGACGCCUUCUUCAGGGAGGCGUGGGACGACUUCGACAGGGCCAUGCAGUCUGUGUUGGACCGCUUCGAUUCAACGGGACUCAAGGUGGACGUGGACUCUCGCUCCCACUGCCGCGAUGUGUACUCCAAGAUACGCAGCAGCAAGAUUGACGAGGACCUGUACGCCUCCCAGGCCCUUCAGAUCACCGAGAAGGAUGGCAAGUUCCAGGUGGUGAUGGAUGUGAAAGACUUUAAUCCACGUGAGCUGCAGGUGAGAGCAGUGGAUGACAGGAUUGUGGUGGAAGGGUCCUAUCAGAAGACGUCAGAUGAUGGGGCGUCCUCCUCUUGCAAGUCUUUCUACAAGGAAUUCAACCUUCCCCCUGCGGCUGACAUUGACCAGGUCUCCACGGCGCUCUCCAAGGACGGGGUGCUCACCAUCAAGGCGCCCAAGAAGGAUGGCGCAGCAAUCACAGACACCCCACAGCGAGCCGCUAACACCAGCACCUCCUCCUCCUCCUCCACCAUGCACCAGCAAUUCAGCGAUAACUCCUCCGCCACCACCUCCAUCAAGAGCACCUCCACUAGAAAGGUUAUCCAGUCAUCCUCCAGCUUUGAGUCUUCGUCAGAUGGUUUUGAAGCCCUGCCAAAGGAGAUGAGGGAGAAAUUAAUGUUCUGUGACUCCGGUUUUGGCUCCACGAAGACCAGUACUUGUUCUUCGCCUGCCCCGAGUGAGGCUGGGUCCGAAUCUUCUCGUGUUUCGUCGACAAUGGAGUUUGAUUUAAGCAAGCGUCACCCAGUCAGGACAGAAGUGGCAUUUAACGUUUCCAAGCCAAGCCAGGGUAUGCCCCAACAGCCACAGCAAGGACAGGCCCCACAGAACCCUCCAAACUUCCAGCCUCACCCACAGCAGAUGCCACCACAGAUGUUCCAGGCAAUGCCGCAGAGUAUGCCCCAACAGUUCCAGCAGUUCUCGCCUCAGCAGCAUCAACAGUUCCAGGAAUUCCAGCAGCAGUACCAGCAGUCUCCCACCACCCCCGCAGUAUCAUUCUCCACCACCUCAGCCACACUUCCAGUCUCCUCCACCACAGUUCCCACAGUCCCCUCCACCACAGUCUCAAUUCCAGUCACCACCACCACCACCACAGUAUCAGUCACCUCAGCCGCAAUUCCCGCCACAGUCACAGUUCCAGUCACUACAACCACAAUUCCAGUCCCCAGCCAGUCGUGCAGCCAGCUACCGGAACGGGCAACCAGACUAGCAUCAGCGUGACGGAAGAAAACGGGAGGAGGGUGCUGACGUCCCAAACUUCGAACGUGGUGCAGGAAAAGGACGGAUACAAGGAGCACAAGGAGACCACUGCGGAGAUAACGGAUAAGGACUCGCAGGCGGCCAGACGGGAGGCCUCCACUAAGCUGUCAAAGGUCGAGGAAGAUCCGGAAGGGAAAUUCAAGCGGGCAGAGUCGACAGAUGCUGAAGAGUGUGAGCGAGUCUUGCAUCCAACACCUCCCGGAUGGAUCAGUCAUGUCCGUCAAGAAGAACUCCACCUCCUCUUCCUCCGUCAAGCAAUCGUUCUCAUCCACCACUGGGGACAUGGGUGGCUUCUUCCCCCCGCCUUCCUUUCCACAGGGUUUCGAUGACUUCCGGAACCUCAUGGGACGCGGCCACUCCCUCAUGUCCCAGAGAUCCACAGACUCUAUGGGGUCAACUCUUUCGGGACGGUCUGGGUUCUCCGAUAUGUCCGGCUUCUCCCAGUUCACCGACGCCUCCUCUCCCUUCUCAGACAUGUCCAAUUUCAGCAAUAUGUCUUCCUUCUCGCGUUCCAGGAAUGUGCAGCAGCAACAGCAGCAGCAACAACAACAGCAGCAGCAGCCUGGAAUGAUGCCACAAGAUUUUGGUUCUCCUUUCAUGAAGACGUUUUCCACUUCCUCUUCUUCCUCCACCUCCUCCUUCAACCAGUCCUUCUCCUCAAACUUCGGUGAUGGAAACUUUUAAUAUUUAUUGCGUCUCCCUUACUCUUUCUCCUUCAUCUAAGUUUAAGUAGCAAGCCAAGCCAAGCCAGCCACGCCACGCCAGAAAAUAUGUAUCGAAUUUUACAUAUUCCAAAACUUUAGCGUUGAUUUGCGUCGAAGCUUCAAAUCCAAGCUUAUUUUUGGCACAUUUAGAAGAGUCCCUCCCCCCAUCACUUCCCUUAGCCCCCAUCCCUCCCUCCCUCCUCCCCGGCCAAUCAAAAUGCAGCAGGAUUGAAAGAACGAUACUGAUUGGUCCAAAUGAGUGUAUGAGUUUUUCCCGUUUUCGUUGUGAUUUCUCCGUUUUCCUUCAUUGAUCAUUCAGUUGAUAUACACAGGAAGAAUAUACCAGAUCUCCCUCCUCCUCCUCCUCCUCCUCCUCCUCCUCCUCCUCCUCCUCCUCCUCCUCCUCUUCCACUUCCUUCUCCUCCUCCUCUUCCUUUUUUUUUCCCAUUGUUCCUGUUCCUUGACCGUAUCAUAUUACUCCUCCUCCUCCUCCUCCUCCUCCUCCUCCUUAUAAUCAAGCUUCAAAAUACGUGCAUUUGUGUUACGUCAAGAUAUCAGUACACACACACACACGCACACACACACACACACACACACACACACACACACACACACACACACACACACACACAUUUUUAAAACUAUUAUGAGAGAGAAAACGAUUAUUGCUAUAUAUAGAAAUAUAUAUAAAUAAAAAUGAUUACCUGUGUGUGUGUGUGUGUGUGUGUGUGUGUGUGUGUGAGAGAGAGAGAGAGAGAGAGAAAGUGGUGUUUGGCUCCCCCUCUCCCUCUCUCUUCCCCCUCAUAACAUAUUUCUUGUCCUGUUUUUCCUGUUUUGGUUCGACACCUUGCUAAAGACUGACCCUGAACACCCCUCCUUUCUUCCCCUUUCCUCUUCCCCUUCCCUUCCCUUUUUCCCCUUUCUUCGGAUGCCUUUUUAUUUACUUUUCCUAUUUAUUUACGCAGUUUUCCCUUGAUUUUCCUUUUUUUCCCUAUAUCCCAUCAGUUUCCUCUUUUCCUCGCCUCAUUACCACACAGAUCGUUAAUGUGUUUUCCCCUUACUCCCCCCUUCCCUAAUAUCUUUCCCCUCCCAAGCACUGAUUAAGUUUCCCCUCUGUUUUGCCCUCUCCCAUUGGUUUUCUUUCUUUCCUCAACAUCACAAAGACUGGAUUAGUUACCCCCUUCCUCUCCCCUUGUUUCCCUUUCGUUUCCCUUCCCUCUUCCGUCCCUCUCCCUUCUCCUUCCCCUCAACUUCCCCCUCAUCUAUAGAACUAAGUGGAUUUUCGAGUUUAGGUAUUAUUAUCACCGACAUUUUAUACAAGAGUAAUUCUUUGGAAUAAAUAAAAAUGUGCUCUUUGAAAA
Molecule: messenger RNA, 3685 nt
Organism: Scylla paramamosain (green mud crab)
Lineage: Eukaryota; Metazoa; Arthropoda; Malacostraca; Decapoda; Portunidae
Product: mucin-2-like
Exons: 6
Coding region: 190-1581 (463 amino acids)
Biological process (GO): protein refolding; response to heat
Cellular component (GO): cytoplasm; nucleus
Source: RefSeq, a predicted model, not a curated record